AUGGAAAUUCCUACAUUCUUCACCCUGAACAAUGGCUUGAAAGUGCCAGCUAUUGGCAUUGGCACUUUCCAAGGGGAAGGGGACAACUCGAAAGUGAAGGAUGCCGUCAAAACUGCCCUGAAACUGGGGUACAGGCAUAUCGACGGUGCCAAUGCCUACGGAAAUGAAAAGUAUAUUGGCGAAGCAAUCAAGGAAAGCGGCGUCCCGAGAGAUGAGCUCUUUGUUACGUCCAAGCUUCCUGGACGUCUUGUAUGCAGGGCACAAACUUGGCAUGAACCAAUGGAUGUAGAAAGGGCCCUCGACGUGUCUCUCAAGGACCUGCAAUUGGAUUAUGGUAAGUCCGCCUCCUGA
Molecule: messenger RNA, 351 nt
Organism: Parathielavia appendiculata
Lineage: Eukaryota; Fungi; Ascomycota; Sordariomycetes; Sordariales; Chaetomiaceae
Product: Aldo/keto reductase
Exons: 2
Coding region: 1-351 (116 amino acids)
Cellular component (GO): cytosol
Molecular function (GO): aldose reductase (NADPH) activity
Source: RefSeq, a predicted model, not a curated record